Messenger RNA from Phialemonium atrogriseum, 3382 nucleotides. RefSeq lists its product as uncharacterized. The transcript has a single exon. Lineage: Eukaryota; Fungi; Ascomycota; Sordariomycetes; Cephalothecales; Cephalothecaceae. The coding region runs from base 230 to 3139 and encodes 969 amino acids. The record is from RefSeq and is a predicted model, not a curated record.
CGAGUUGGUCCACGUCUCUUUAUCCCAAGAAAAGAAACAAAGCCUCAUGAUUUGGCUGGGCCAUUCAGCCUUCUGUGUCGAUCUGUGCCAUCGUCGGUAUUCCUUCUGCCGAAUAUUUCAUUUUGGCCUUGGAUCUAUAUCUUUAUACGGAAUACUGUUAAUCUAAAAUUCAGGAGCUAUUGUCGUCCAUCGAUGAGCAGCAACACAGCUUCAGUCAAAGGUUCGCAUAAUGGCUCAAGGGCAGCUGCCUGCGAAGCCUUGCAUGGGGGCAGGCGACACACCCACGGCCGAGGAGAUUCGGCAGAUUCAACAAUGCGAGAAACUUCUUCACUUCCGUGAUGAGGUGCUCUCUGGCAUCCAUCCUCGCAUCAAGCCAGCGCACCUGGUUGCAAAACAGAGAACACCCUCCUCGUCGUCCAAUAUCCCGACCUCCAAUCCCACUAUCCCUGCCGCCACCCAACCCUCGCAAGAAGCCAACACGAAUGGGAGGAGUAGUCAUGUAGUGGACAAUAUGCGCUCUUUUCAGGCGAAUCUACAGCGACCCUCAGUAUCUGCGUCUCUGCAGGGGCUGGGGGUCCCGUCCUCAGGCGUCAGCUCUGCGACUCCCGCCUCCUCCUUGCCCCGCCUGUUCGGGUCGGGCAAGACUGAGAUCGACCCGAUCCUACUAGAGAAGUCGGAUGAUUUGAUAAAGGCCGAGAUUCAACUCCAGAGAGUCAGGCUCGAGCGUGGCCUCAGGGAGCAGUUUGAACAGCGACGCGCUGUUGCAAAGGCCUCUCUGCAGGCGCCAGAACCCCUGGCUGACUUCGACCUCGCUGAUGUUUUGUCGCGAGCGUUGGCACUUGUUCAAUCGACUGCUGCUCAGUCCACUGACGAAACAGCUGCUAAUGCGUCAGCCUCGAGUGAUUCAUUCGAUGACAACACCUUCUAUUCCAGUCAGCACGACACACCGGAGCCACCCUCGGAGCCAGCCCAAGGCCGCAUGCCCAGUGAAUCCGAGGGAGAGCAGAUGAGAGACAGUUCGCCCUACGAGCCCGAACUUGAUCCCCAACCUGUUGCCCUAGGCCUAGCUGCCCAGAUAUCCGAGACGAAUGUCUCAAGCCAACUUGAUGCCAACUCCCUCCUCCAGAGGAACCCACCCUCUGCUGCCUACCCCCAGAACUCUCACCUAGGAGCGAACCUCAGACCGAACACGGAGAAAGAGCAAAGCAGUAUCACCAGGAUACCAGGCUUGCAGACAAUACAGGGCACUGGCACGGCUGACUCGCGGGACAGUGGCGAAGCUAGCCGCUCUAAAGCACCUCCAAGUACGGGGAAGAAGCAGAGCGAGCCGCGUCGGCCCCACCAGGCCAACCAACAGGUGCUGGACAAUGCUUUUGGGGACGCCAGAUAUAUCCGGGCUCAUAACCUCUCUCCCAUAGCUCCACAGCCAGCUCACGUGUCUCCUCUAGCCCUUGCGCGUGAGCCACCGGUAGCUCAGCAACAAGAACCUGAAACUCGCAGAGCCACUCCUCCCCAAGUUGCUGCCUUACGGAAGGGGCCCUCUGCCGCCACGAGUCCGGAAAGCUCGACGCAAGGGAAUAAGGGAGCCGAUAAGAAGAAGCCGAAAAAGAAGAAGAGAAAAGCCGAGAGACAGGCGGUUGAAGGUGCUGCUGCUUCUCCGUUUAUCAAGCCCGAGCCGCGCUCACCAUCUCCCCUCUCGGGUCCUCACGAUGUGAGGCCAGCCAAGCGGCAGAGACAGGCCCUGAGACCACAGGACGGGCUCCACUAUGAUGAGCCAAGGUAUGAGCAGCCUAUACCAAUAGACGAUGGCUACGGACAUCGUUAUCAGCCAAGGAGCUUCAGGGAGGAGCGAGGCCUGGCGCAAAACGAUAGACUAGUCGAUUUGCAGCCCCGCCACGAAGCUCAGCCCGUCGCCGCUGAAGCGGCGAGAUACGACAUGGAUUACUACGAGGAGCGCCCGCCACCUCCCGCUCAAUUUGCUCGACCGCCAUCCCAAACAGCGUACCGUGUGGAGUACGGUCCAGGAGAAGGACGAGUAGUGCAACAGCCCGUUCCCUACGACGGUGUAGAACAGCCCUACCACAGGGAUGUUCCGGCGCAGUACCGCAACAUGCGUGAGGAUCCACGGAUGAGCGUUCGACCAGGAAUGGAUCGGGAGCGAUCCAGGUCGCCGCCAGUUAUCUACGAGAGACCUGUGUCAGUCAUGCCUCCUCCCCGAGCCGCGCCAACACGCAUCUUCGUCGAUGAUUUUGGGCGAGAGUACAUAGAACCUCCCCGGCCCGUGCCCGUGGUCCGUCAAUCGGUCGGUCCGGGUGCGCCAGCUGUCCGGGCUGUCGAGUCAGACGUCCAGUAUGGACGCCCAGCACCCCCUCACCCUGCCUCGCGCCGGCCCGAAACCUUUGAGGAGAACGGCAUCGUGUACCGCAGGGCGUCGCCGCCGUAUAUCCCGCAGAGACGAGUGGUCACGCAGCCGGAACUUGCUGGGCCCGAUUACCGUGCCUACAGGGAGCGUGAGUAUUCGGCACGCUUGAUGGCACCUCCAGGGAAUGGAUAUGCACCGUCUCGCGUUCACCCAGAGAGCCGCCUGAUCGCGGAACCACCCCGAGAGUAUGUCGCGAGAGCAUCCAGCGUUCGGCCGGUUGGUGAGGGCAUUCGCUACGAGGUUGCUGGAGGUUACGACACAAGAGUUGGUGGCGAGUUUGAUCGUAACUUGCCUGCCAGGGCUGUAUCUGUGCGACCAGCUGAGGCACUCCGGUACGAAGCGCCGCAGGGAUACGAGCGACGAGUGGUAGACUCUCGUGGUGACUAUCUACGGACUGGGAGCGCCCGGCCAAGUGAGCCCGUGCGAUACGAGUUUGCAAGAGGGUACAGGCCAGGGAUCGGAAGCAUUCGCCCGGAUAUCGACGGUCGCGAGUACGCUGCGACCGUCCACCCCGAGACGCGAAGCGAGGUCAUGGCGCCGCCGGCCGAGGGCCGCGCAUUCAGCGUGCGGCCAGGCGACGCCGGCCUACCGGUCGGUCGCCCCGAGUACCGGCUUCGCCGCGCAGAGUCGUACUACGAGCGGCCGUUGGUGCGAGGAGAGGAGGAGGUCAUCUAUGUGGACCAUGCUCCCCGUCCGGAUGCAUACCAUCAAGCAUAGCGGGGCCAUCCAUAGUCGGGGUCUUCGAAAUGAGAGUAUCUCAGCGUCCCAUGACGGACCAUCCUUCUCGUCGCCAUAUUGGGAGUUGUAAGACUAGGAAGGGCCUGCUACUGGCGAAUUCCGGUUGCAGGAUCCCAGGAUGGGAGCUAUUGUGUGGGCGGCUUGGGAUUGUGUAUGAAGCAUUAAUCGAGUUGUGGUAACUCUAAUAGCUCAUGUGGGGGGGUUACGAAGCUGUGUAUGAAG